This is a messenger RNA of Sinocyclocheilus rhinocerous, 1384 nucleotides long. RefSeq names its product protein MGARP-like. NCBI's taxonomy places the organism in Eukaryota, Metazoa, Chordata, Actinopteri, Cypriniformes, Cyprinidae. The transcript has 6 exons. The coding region runs from base 73 to 804 and encodes 243 amino acids. Gene Ontology annotation, biological process: anterograde axonal transport. The record is from RefSeq and is a predicted model, not a curated record. Gene Ontology annotation, cellular component: mitochondrion.
ACACGCUUAUGGCAAAUAACUCUGUUAGUUGAAGUUGUCAGUGACUCAGAUUCCGGACUCACAGCGGGAAUAAUGAUGUUCUGCAGACUGGCUUGGCAAAGACUUGCGCCUCUGGCACGCAAAACACUCACUCCUUUCAGCAAUGCUGUGUUCCCUACGCGACAGAUGUCCUUUGGCCUACCUGCGUCCGGCACAAACAUAGCUUACAUGGUACUUGGUGGAAGCUCGCUUACUGCUGCUCUUGUUUAUGCUUAUAAGACAAUAAAUUCUGACAGUGCAAGAUAUAAUGAAAGAAUUGCUCAACUCGAGGCCAGACCUAAAAGUGAGGAGGGAGCAGUGGCCGAGGUGGCCUCAGUAGCAGAAGCAGCUGCGGUUGUGGAAACCACAGCAUCUGAACUUGCCACAGUUGUUGAGGCCACAGCAGCACAACCCGUCAUUGAGGUGGUUAAUGCAAAGGCUGAACAGACCCCAGAACCUGUGGAUGCUACACUGGAUGUUGGGGCAGCAACUACCAUUGUAGAGGCAGUAGCAGCUGAUGCUGAGGAACCUACUGCACCUGUUGUUGAGGAUGUUGCUGCUGAGGCUGCUUCUCCCAGUACUGAGACAACCGUUAUCUCAAUGUCUGACCUACUGAGCACUGUAAAAAUCCUGGCUGGAUCUACAGUGGAGAUUGCAGCUGCUUCAGUCGGGGAUCAGCACCUGGUGGCCACAGUGAGGUUGGCUGAGGAGAACAAUUCUGUGGAAACCCUCAAUGGGCUGGAGGUUGUUGAUGUUAAAGCAGAGGUCCAAGCAGAAGUUCCUUAGGAAGCUGUGGUUGAGGAGGCUGUAACAGGUGGAUCACAUCUGAAACCAGAAGGAGGAGAACUGGAAGAACUGCCUUCAACAGUUCAUGCAGUAGAAGAAACUACUAUUGUGGCAGAUGACCAUGAGGCAGACAGCCCUAAUGUGGCUGAAGUUUAUGUUGGAAGCUCUGCUUCAUCAGAGGAGGCCUCUGUUACAGAGAUGGAGAACAUUUUGGAAUUGGAAGAGUCAGUAAGCCGUGUGGUGAUGCUGUCAGAAGAUGACACCAUCUCUGGAGCUGCAGAGGCAAUGUCAGAAUCAGCCAAGGCAGUAGGUCAGAAAAUGGAAGAAGAUAAAGCAUUAUGUCAUGAGCCAACUGAAGCUACAGAAACAGGACAUGCAGAUAUCACAGCACCAUCAGCAGACCUGGAGGAUGCAUUACAGGCUAUAGGCACAACAGAGGCUACAGAAGAAGUUUUUGUUGUGGAAACGAUGCAGGAUGCUGUGGAGGAAGCUAAACCAGUUGUGUUGUUACCCAAACAAGUAUUGUGAUGUAGAAAUCCAGACUGCACACAUAUUUCUGAAGUAGAGUUCAUUUAUUUUU